CAUAUCCGAAAAUCACGAUCACAUAGCUCGUAGAUUUGUUUAGGUAAUCUCUUCGAAAUCAGGUUCUUACUUCAAAUUCGCUGAUGGUUUUAGAAUCGCGCGUCGUCACGAGAAACUUAAUAAUUUUUUGAAGGGAUACCGAAAUCACGAACGGUUUACGGCAUUGGAAAGUAGACUCGUGGAGCUUCGACAUAUCUGAAAAUCACGACCAGAAAGCUAAUAGAUUUAUCCAGCGUAUACAACCUUGACUUCCGGCAAUCAAGAUGCAAUUUCAUGACCAUAAUAAGCCGCACCCUCAUCUUGAAAUCACGAGCGACGAGCAAAAUCAGUCCGAUAAGGUUCUCUCCUUGGCAGUUCAUCCUCCAGUGAUCGGUUCCUUCCCUCUUGUUAGAAAGCUGCCUGCCGCAUCUCUUCAUCUUACAGAAUGGUGGACUAGGGAGGCCAAAGAUGUUAUGGGAGAAUUUUCGGGAGAGUCACUAAUAUGAAGGUCCCUAUUUUGAGGUCCGCAAUUCAUCGGGAAGUCGCGCCGUCUGAAUUUUCUCAUCGUGAUGGAUGCUUCCACACUUGGAAUGUUUCCCCUUCUGGAUUUGGCAAGGUUCGCUACACACCCGGCUACUGGGAGUGGGUAGAAGAUGUGCUCCCCCGCCACAAAAAUUUUUUGGAAGAUCUGAAGGUCUACGAUGCCAUAUACGCUUCAUUGUUUACGUACGAUUAUAACGACAAUGUGCUUCAGGCCUUUUGUGAGCUUUGGCGUCCAUCCACCAACACACUUGCUACCUUCAUUGGAGAAUUAUCUAUAUCUUUAUGGGACUUGCGAACUAUUGGAGGCCUUCCCGUGUAUGGGUCCUUUUAUGACGAAGUAGUUCCUUCAGCAAAGGAGUUGACAGAAAUGGAUUGCUUUGCCGACAUAGAUGAUCUUGGUAUGAGCGCAAAGAGCUCUCACAGGUCACCAAAUGGUUCUAAGGAUCAUGGUAUGGGUGGAGCUUCUUCGGUGGAGUUAAUUCCACCUAGAAAGCCAUAUUCUUCUUCUCUGGUUCAUAGAAAGUUUAUCCAACCAGCUGUGAUGAGUGAGGUUGCGGCUGCUACAACUGAGGUCAUGCACCCGAAAUUGUUCAGGCCUUCCUCAUGGCCAUUGCAGCCUGGUGCUUCAAGCAAAGAGCCACAUGAGACUAUUUGUCGUGCCAAAUCGACUUUUGUUUCUGUGAUGUGGCGUGGAUUGUGCAAGUGGAUCAAGGAGUUCUCUGUAGAUUCCACGGACAGCUUUAUGAAGUUGGAGGAAAGUAUUAGUUUGACUCUUACGGAAAUACGAAGAGAGAAUAUCAUUGAUAUUUCUACCUUGGAGGAUCUAGUUGAAGCUUUCUUCAAGACUUAUGCAGAGUAUGAUGCUUUAAGAUCAUCCAAGAUGAGUAAAGAAUUACACCAAGAUUCACUCUCUAACGCACAACAACGCCUCGAUGAUGCGAAGUUGGAAUAUGGGAAGGCAAAUGAGUCCGUUGAAAGACUUCUAGUGGCUCUUGAGAUUGUCGAGACACAAUUAGCAACCCUGACCUCUAAAAAGAACAAGAUCAUCGUGCUCCUGAAUAAACGACAAGAGAAGAUGUCCAAAAGUCAACAGGAAAUCACCGUUACCGAAGACGAGAUUUAUACCAUUGAGGCGAACGUUCCGUUGUCGGAUGAUGAAGCAGAGAAACUGUCCCUCUUGAAAGAUGCAGUUAAAACGAGUCUCCAGCAAAUCCUUAGCUUCAAACCUUUUCCAUAGCGUUAGAUUUUUUUAUUUAUUUUUAUUUAGGGCCCCCUGCCUCUUUCCCUUUUUUUUAGA
Nicotiana tabacum (common tobacco) is the source of this 1819-nucleotide messenger RNA. RefSeq lists its product as uncharacterized. The record is from RefSeq and is a predicted model, not a curated record. Lineage: Eukaryota; Viridiplantae; Streptophyta; Magnoliopsida; Solanales; Solanaceae.